GGGGGAUACUGGUUCAGGAAAGACUACACAAAUACCAUAGUAUCUUCAUGAAGCUGGUUACACGAAGCAUGGGAAGGUUGGUUGUACGCAGCCUCGGAGAAUUGCAGCUAUGAGUGUAGCUGCUCGUGUUGCUCAUGAGAUGGGUGUCAAACUUGGUCACGAGGUGGGAUAUUCUGUUCGAUUUGAGGAUUGUACUUCAGAGAAAACGGUCCUGAAGUAUAUGACUGAUGGAAUGCUCUUGCGUGAACUACUUGGAGAACCGGAUUUGGCGAGUUAUAGCGUCAUUAUUGUCGAUGAAGCGCAUGAAAGAACUCUGUCAACCGACAUACUAUUUGGAUUAGUCAAGGCAAGUGGAAAAUUUUCUCUGUUAGACUGUUACUUAUGUGGUAUCAGAUUGUUUCUUAUAUCAUGAUUGCAUUAUUUCUUCACGUAACAGGAUAUGGCACGGCUUCGACCAGAGCUGAAGUUAUUGAUAUCCAGUGCAACAAUGGAUGCAGAGAAAUUUUCUAAUUAUUUUGACGCUGCUCCAAUCUUUAUCUUCCCAGGAAGAAGAUUUUCGGUUGACAUUAGCUUUGUAACUGCACCUGAAGCUGAUUAUAUGGAUGCAGCACUAGUGACUAUUCUUCAGAUACAUGUAAAUGAACCACUUGGAGAUAUUUUAGUCUUCCUUCCCGGGCAAGAGGAAAUUGAAAAUGUAGAAGAGACGUUGAAAAACAAGAUAAGAGGUUUCGGUACAAAGAUCCGGGAACUCAUAAUAUGCCCCAUCUAUGCGAACCUUCCAAGCGAAAUCCAAGCAAAGGUUUUUGAACCGACACCUGAAGGGGCUCGUAAGGUAGUUCUAGCAACAAAUAUCGCUGAAACAUCACUUACCAUUGAUGGUAUCAAGUAUGUCGUUGAUCCAGGGUUUUGUAAGAUCAAAUCUUAUAACCCAAGAAAUGGUAUGGAGUCUUUGCUUGUAACUCCAAUAUCCAAGGCUUCAGCGACGCAACGAACUGGCCGAGCUGGAAGAACAGGUCCAGGGAAGUGUUUUCGGCNGUUUCUAUCAUAUUAUGAAAACGAGAUUGUCCCAAUAGCGGGUCAAACUUUUUCUGGAAAAUCAGCUUUUGAGAUACUUCAGGAGGAGAGAAAAAAUCUGCCAAUUUAUUCUUAUCGUGAUCAACUGCUUAAGGCUAUUGAAGAUCAUCAGGUUCUUGUCAUUGUGGGGGAUACUGGUUCAGGAAAGACUACACAAAUACCACAGUAUCUUCAUGAAGCUGGUUACACGAAGCAUGGGAAGGUUGGUUGUACGCAGCCUCGGAGAAUUGCAGCUAUGAGUGUAGCUGCUCGUGUUGCUCAUGAGAUGGGUGUCAAACUUGGUCACGAGGUGGGAUAUUCUGUUCGAUUUGAGGAUUGUACUUCAGAGAAAACGGUCCUGAAGUAUAUGACUGAUGGAAUGCUCUUGCGUGAACUACUUGGAGAACCGGAUUUGGCGAGUUAUAGCGUCAUUAUUGUCGAUGAAGCGCAUGAAAGAACUCUGUCAACCGACAUACUAUUUGGAUUAGUCAAGGAUAUGGCACGGCUUCGACCAGAGCUGAAGUUAUUGAUAUCCAGUGCAACAAUGGAUGCAGAGAAAUUUUCUAAUUAUUUUGACGCUGCUCCAAUCUUUAUCUUCCCAGGAAGAAGAUUUCCGGUUGACAUUAGCUUUGUAACUGCACCUGAAGCUGAUUAUAUGGAUGCAGCACUAGUGACUAUUCUUCAGAUACAUGUAAAUGAACCACUUGGAGAUAUUUUAGUCUUCCUUCCCGGGCAAGAGGAAAUUGAAAAUGUAGAAGAGACGUUGAAAAACAAGAUAAGAGGUUUCGGUACAAAGAUCCGGGAACUCAUAAUAUGCCCCAUCUAUGCGAACCUUCCAAGCGAAAUCCAAGCAAAGGUUUUUGAACCGACACCUGAAGGGGCUCGUAAGGUAGUUCUAGCAACAAAUAUCUCUGAAACAUCACUUACCAUUAAUGGUAUCAAGUAUGUCGUUGAUCCAGGGUUUUGUAAGAUCAAAUCUUAUAACCCGAGAAAUGGUAUGGAGUCUUUGCUUGUAACUCCAAUAUCCAAGGCUUCGGCGACGCAACGAACUGGCCGAGCUGGAAGAACAGGUCCAGGGAAGUGUUUUCGGCUGUACACAGCUUUCAAUUUCCAGAAUGAUAUGGAGGACAAUACGGUGCCAGAGAUACAAAGGACGAAUCUUGCUAGUGUGGUACUUGGUUUGAAGAGUCUUGGAAUUGAUGAUCUGUUGAACUUUGACUUCAUGGACCCUCCACCUGCUGAAGCUCUUGUUAAGGCUUUGGAACUACUAUUUGCUCUGGGUGCCCUAAAUAAAUCAGGUGAACUGACCAAAGUUGGGAGAAAGAUGGCUGAGUUUCCCCUUGAUCCUAUGUUGUCCAAAAUGAUUGUUGCUUCGGAGAAGUACAUGUGCUCUGAUGAGAUAAUCUCUAUUGCUGCUAUGUUGUCUGUGGGAAGUUCUAUCUUCUAUCGUCCCAAGGACAAGCAAGUUCAUGCGGACAAUGCAAGGAUGAAUUUCCACACGGGAAACGUGGGAGAUCACAUUGCUUUGCUAAAGGUAUAUAGUUCGUGGAAGGAAACAAACUACUCGACUCAGUGGUGCUACGAGAACUACAUUCAGGUCCGGAGCAUGAAACGAGCCAGAGACAUUCGUGACCAAUUAGAGGGACUUCUCGAGAGAGUAGAAAUAAAAGUCAGCACUAACAUCAACAACUUGGAUCUAGUAAGGAAGUCCAUCGUAGCAGGUUUUUUCCCAUAUACUGCCAAGCUAGAGAAGAAUGGAUCAUACCGAACUGCAAAGCAUCCCUUGACAGUGCAUAUAUAUCCCAGCUCAGGCUUAUCUCAAGUUCUACCAAGGUGGGUUGUAUACCAUGAGCUUGUCCUUACCUCUAAGGAAUAUAUGCGACAGGUAACUGAGCUAAACCCAAAAUGGUUGGUUGAGAUAGCUCCUCACUACUAUCAGCUCAAGGAUGUUGAAGAUGGUGCAUCAAAAAAAUUGCCGAAAGCAAUCGGACGAGCUCCAGCGUAA
Messenger RNA from Camelina sativa (false flax), 3058 nucleotides. The record is from RefSeq and is a predicted model, not a curated record. NCBI's taxonomy places the organism in Eukaryota, Viridiplantae, Streptophyta, Magnoliopsida, Brassicales, Brassicaceae.